Messenger RNA from Episyrphus balteatus (marmalade hoverfly), 2711 nucleotides. RefSeq lists its product as uncharacterized. The record is from RefSeq and is a predicted model, not a curated record. The transcript is spliced from 6 exons. Lineage: Eukaryota; Metazoa; Arthropoda; Insecta; Diptera; Syrphidae. The coding region runs from base 474 to 2426 and encodes 650 amino acids.
CUGUACAUACUAACUAAUGAAUCGAAUGGCAGUGGUCGAACCGAACGGGACGGUAGCAAGCAAUCUGUGCAAAAAUUAAUAUUCAUUUAAAGAAAGAAAGAAAAAAAUAAAUAAACUACCAAAGUGUAGCAGCAUAUUGCUCUUUUUGCUGUUGUGCAAAUAAAAAACAUAGAAUAAUCGUGCUUUGUUUAAAAAAGAUUAUAUUGAAUUAAUUUUAUAUAAUUUAAAAAGAUUAUGUAAAAUAAGAAUUAUAUUUGAAGCCUUUGUGAAGUGUAACACAAGAAUAAAAAAAUUUUACGAAAAUUAUCGCAUUUCCAACAAAGGUCGUCGUCAAAACGACCACUUUUGAAAUAAAUUUAAAAAAAAUAACAAACAACAACAACAAAACAAACGAUAUCAGUGUUUUUGCUUAAAUUGAAUUAAUGCCCCGACAGCAGCAAAUCCAUUGACAAAAAAAUAAAUAAAAAUAAAAAAUGCUUCUACAACGAAGCACAAUAUCGAUGUCAGUAGAGGUGAUGUCGUCAUUGUACCUCUUCCUCUUCGUCGUUCCCAUUGUAUUACUCUCAAUAACCACCUUUGUUGGUGUUGAAGCUAAACGAAAUGUGGCGGCUCUAGAAGUAGAUACGUCACAUGCGGAAUAUGUUUCGAUAGAGAAGGCUCUCUGGAAAUACAUUACAAAGCCUCGGAUAACCCGGGAGGCACAGCUGAAAAAAGUCUACGAUACACAUCGAAGUUUUGCUCGAGACAAUUUGCAACGACUAUUCGAUGAGAGUCGGUAUGAAAUUGUUCAACAUUCUGAAUGGAUAAUGUUGAAGUCGGAUUUAAUGUAUGUGAAUAGUAUAUUUGAGGCAUUCCGGGUGUUUUUAAAUACGAAUCCAAUUGAUGGGGAAUAUAAUGAACAGGCGGCCUUGGAUUUGUGUGAUAAUGUACUGAGGAAUGAUAGUACUUUCUCAAUGGAAAAGAUAUUUAAACAAAUUGAAUUGAUUAUGGUUAAACAAGCGACGUACUAUCGAGCUUUAUUGGAUGCCAAUAACCAUCUUAGUGGAACUAGACAAUCUUGUCAACAAUUCCUUUAUUCUUUGUAUGCUGAUAUCGCUUUAACCGAACUCAAAGGUUACACAAUGAUGCAAUUCUCAUGGAUGAUACUAAGAAUUUAUGGCAAAGGUAACUUUACUCAAGAAUCCGAUUUAAUGCGUGAAGAUUAUGCAAAACGUACUGAACGUACAUUACUAAAACUUCGCGAAGUUAUGCGUCGAGCUGAUCGUAUUGUCUGGCAAAAUGAUCCAAUUAAACAUGUUAAAGGUAAAACAUAUGAUGAAGUCACACGUCUGCUGCAAGGAUAUAUUGAAAAUGAAGUCGAUUUGAAUCCUGAAGAGACUUGCAGAGAAAAUUGUCAAUUCUAUGAAGCAACAAAGAGUUAUGGUUGUUUUAAGAAUUUAUAUUGUGCCAAACAGCAGAGAUGUUCUGGAAGAUUAUUGAAUUGUGGAUAUGUUGAUUCGGAUAUGUGGAUUUGUCCAUCUCCUUCAAAUAGUACUCGACGAUAUGAGUACAUCGAAUACGAAAGUGGUCGAACAUUAGGUUUGAAAAAUUACUGUUCACGAGGUUCCACAAAAGUUGAUUCUUGGUGGCGUUAUAUUUUCUGGCAUUGCAGUUACUGCUUCUGUAUUUGCGAUGAACAAGGAAUUAAAUCUGAUCGUUAUUUUAAUCUACGUGAAACUGUCUCAAAUAUCGAUGAUAACAAAGUUGUAACCGGUCUUCGAUUUGUAAAACACAAACGUGUGUUCCAUAUUCAAAUUCAAGAAGGUCAACUCCUGCCACGUGGCAAUGUUAAUCAAUCAACUUUGAGCUGGAAACCAGUUGAGGAUUAUCAGAUUUUUGAUCGUGGUGUAUCAAAUGGAUACGAUUAUCAUACUCUUGGAUGGGAUAAGCGAGCUAUUGAUUUGGAUGAUAUUGAAGGAGAUGAUGUUUCUCAUGUAGUGACUGGUAUACGAUUCCGAGUAGUCGGAGCCCAUUUGAAUCUUGAAGCACGUCUCAGUGAAUAUAAUUUCGAAAAUGGAAAAUUGGUUAAUCCAAAGACUAGCAGUUUUUGGAAGUCGAAUGAUAAUACUGAUGUCAGUGGUGAAAGAAGAGAACAAAUAAGUUUAAAAGAUCCCGAUGUACCAACAAGAACUCUAGUUCAAUCACUGCCUACUUCUAGGCAUAAUCAAUAUGUUGAAUUUACUCACACCAGUAUGGAUAGAGAUGCGGCACAAACAACAGUGCCUUUUAUUGAUAUUCAAGAAGUAACAUCAAAUCCACCAGUGCCAUUGGCUGGUGUUGGAUUAUAUCAUAAAGGAAGAAAUAAUUAUGGUGGUUUUAUAGCACCAAAAUUAAUAACGUAUGAUUUCACACCAUAUGUUCGGUUGCCAAAUAAUGACACCAAGUAAACAAAAAAAAACAGAAAACGAAAAAAAUCGAAAUGUUACUUUAAUUUUUAUUAUUAUUUUUAUUUUUUUUAUUACGCUUAGUAGUACUUUUAAUUACCUACAAUAAUGAAAUAAAAAAAAACACACUUACGUAUGUAUGUGAAGAAAUUAUAAUAAUUUAAAAACAGUCAAACAAUAAAUUACUAUGAAUUCAUUUUUGAUUUAUUUAAAUAAAUAAUAAACGAAAACAACUGAAGAUUAUGUAGAAAAAAACUGACUUGAAAUAAAUAAAGAAAUUAAAUUAAA